Messenger RNA from Musa acuminata AAA Group (dessert banana), 5674 nucleotides. RefSeq names its product receptor-like serine/threonine-protein kinase ALE2. Gene Ontology annotation, biological process: protein phosphorylation. The transcript has 21 exons. Gene Ontology annotation, molecular function: protein kinase activity; ATP binding. The record is from RefSeq and is a predicted model, not a curated record. Lineage: Eukaryota; Viridiplantae; Streptophyta; Magnoliopsida; Zingiberales; Musaceae. The coding region runs from base 1357 to 5238 and encodes 1293 amino acids.
GAAGCCAAAAAGCUCUUCCAUUAUGAACUUGUAAAUCCCUUACUUUGGUUGGUAUGUGUUACUUUGCUCACUAAACUUUUCUGGUUCUCAUCUCAUGCUGCCCUCUGUCAUCGUCUUCAAACUCCUGAAUCCAUUAAUUGUUGCCACUGCAACUUUGAGGCAGUGGGAACAUGUGGAUGUGAUGGUGACUCACUCCUGAAUGAAUCCCUUUUCAGGUGGUUGGUUGUCUUUGGGAAAGAUCACCGCAUUUAAGAUCAUCAUCUUUCUGCUUGAGGCCACAGUGCACACACCACAUCACCCCCCAUCCUUCUCCGUUCACGAUGCUGCACGCUUCAUCCUCGAGGAUCGAUCAAAAUUCUGUUCUGCAAAUGGUUCAUCUUCACCAUCUGAAACUUGUUGGUGGAUCAUCAUGUUCUUAAGAACAACUGUGAGAUGACAGCUACGACACACAUUAAACCAUGAUUCACUGUUUCUCCAACGCAUCCCAAAGAAGCAUGUGUAUUCAUCACAUGCGCUAAGCAUCCCCUGACAUGUCCAAGCUGUUCAUCAGAGAACUCUUGACCAAACCCAUCCAUGCGAGAUUGGAACGAAGAAGGAAGCUCCCACUGCACCCAGAGUUGGACCUCCAAGAAAUGCCUGUCGAAAGCAGCCGAACAAUCAAUUGAAGAGAGAAGACAACAUUGCAGAAUCAUACCACCCCAAGACAUCGCAACCCCACCCUUUCAGUCCAACACUCAUUUGCUCAGAGGCUGCCAAACAAAGUCUACAACGCAUCUUCGUGCUUUCGGUUCUGGAGUCGGUCCAAGUUGCACUCACAAACCUAACCCUAGAAAAUGGUUUGGCCCCUUCCCAUUACCCAUAAACACGAGUGUAAUUUAAUGGAAACCCGCUCCUAGGACAUGAGACAGGGGUCUACAUAUCACUUCUUUAAUGCUCUGGAAUCUUUUCCUCCUCCAUGAUCUCUGAGGACUGGAAGUGGACCAAAGGCCCUCCCUUUUUCUAGUGUUCGUUGCAUCACAUGGCAGCAGGAGCAGGCCGCCUUUUCUUGGGUUCAAUAGUGGCAGGGCACCUCUGUUGGGUUUCUUUCUGAGAGCUGGAAGAGAGAAGGGACCUCCUCGUUCCCUUGCUUUGCUGUGCUGUGUUGGGAUUUGACAUCAAAAGUUCUGAUCUUGCAGCCUGGGUUUCGUUAAAAGACCUCUCCUUUGGCUCUGUUCCUCUCUGCGUCCGCUUCGCCCUUCGUUGGUUCGUUCGUUGCACCUAUCCAGGUGCGAGUUGAUUGGUUCGGAGGAAGGUGCGGAAGCUGGUUUUGGUCCCGCAAUUCGAUUUGGAUAUUUGCUAUGAGAAGGGAGUAACAGGAUGGGACGGUGGCGGCGGAGAGUUCUAUGCCCGUGGCUCCUCUGCGCGCUGGUAGUUCUUUUUUCUAUUCAUGGAUCGAAAGGUCCUUACUUCAAACGACAACUAGUCUCUCAAAGAAUGUUGCUACAGAUGAGACCUGGCUUGCCAACCACCAAUAUAAAGAUGGAAAUUAAGACUUUGGAGAUGCUGGAUUUUCAAACCCCAGCUUUAGGCUCCUACAUAUCCCCUUCACCAGACUUAGCAACCAUGGUCCCUCAUAUCAAAGAAAAGGCACCUCCUCCGAUGCACCUGUCAGAACCACGCACUAAUUAUGCACCUAGCCCUUCAAUAGUCACCCAAGGAUCUGUCCUCAAUUCCCCAACCGUGUUGCCUAAGUCUGAGGUUCUACCACCUACCGUCCAAGCAGUAGUACCAUCAAUGCAGCCCAGUGCACCACCUGAUCAUGUUGCCAAGGCAGAGAAACCAAGAAUGAGGCCUUCCAUGCAAAGUCCAGCUCCUGAUGUUCCCGUUUCUACAUCAAUUUCUAGUGUAGGAGUGCCUGAUGCUGAUUUUCAUGGAAAAGCACCUGAUAAUAGUUCUCCGGUCGUGGCAACUGUAACCCAAGGACCUGCUGUUUCUCCAACAUCAUUCAGUUCACCUGCAAUUCAUGGCAAUAGGGAUGGCAUGCCUGUUGCUGCAUCCCCUAAGAUUAGUCAAACAUCCCUGUCAAAUUAUUCUCAUGCAAAAGUCCCUGCGGUUUCUCCAUCCUCAUUAACUUCUCCUGCCGUUAGUUGGAACAGGCAUAGCGUACCAGUUCCUGCACCUCAAAUGGAAUCAUCCAGCCACUUAUCACCUACAAAUUAUUCACAACCAAAAGGUUUGGCUGUUUCUCCAUCACUUAUCCCUUCACCCAACAGCCAUAGUGAUUCGCAUGGAGCACCUGUUGCUGCACCUCCGAAAGAGUUAUCCAACCAUGGACCCCCAGACAACCAUUUAAAUCAGAAGGGGUCUCCUUUCUCUCCGGUAUCAUCUAUUUCUCCUGUUAACCAUGAGAGAAACAAUGGGAAGUCAGUUGCUCCACCUCCAAAGUAUCGACCCAAGCACUCAAUCCCAGUAAAUUAUUCCCAUUCAAAAGGGCCUGCUACGUCUCCAUUAACGAUCAUGUCUCCUGCUAUCUACAAGAGUUAUGGUGUGCCAGUUGCUGCACCUCCCAAAAAUCCAUCCAACCACUCUACCCGUAUAAUCUAUUCCCAUCCAAAAGGACCUGCUGUGUCCCCGGUAGCAGCAUUAUCUCCUGCCAUCCAUGAGAAUCAUAAUAUGCCAGUUGCUGGACCUCCAGAGGAUCGAUCUAACCAUUCAACCUCUGUAAAUUACUCUCAUCCAAAAGUGCCUGCUAUGUCUCCAUUGACAGCUGCGCCACCUGCCACCAGUGAGAGGCAUGGCAUGCCAGUUGCUUCACCUCCCAAGGAGAGAUCCAGUCAUAUUUCUCCUGUAAAUCAUCCACACCUGAGAGGUUCUUUUCCUGUGAUAAGCCCUGCACCACAUGAAGUCGAGGUGCCUUCUGAUCAUACACAUGCUCCUUUUAGUUCUCAUCCACAACCUCCGACAGAAAAAGUACCUGAUAGUCCUUCACCCAUGCCUGUAGUUCCAUCUCACCAAUUUACACCUGGGAAAGGGAAAGGAAACCCCUCAUCUGCUCCAUCGCCACUGCUUCCUCCCGAACCAUAUCAUCCUGCACUGCCUGCAAGGAUCAGGCCGAAGGUUCAUGCUCCACCACCAUAUGCUCCAGUUCCAUUUCAUUCAAUAGAUAGUCAAGGAACGCCUGCACCUACUCAAUCAAUUGUGGCUCCAUUCACUCAUAACAGAGGGCAUGUCCAAUUUCCUGUGGCUUCUCCUUCUGGACCAAUGCAUUCAAAACCGAUGGCACCAAAGAUGCAACCUAUUCAUGCAUUACCACCCCCACCUCCUAGUUUAGAUUGUACCCCACCAACUUGUUAUGAUCCUUUAACAAAUAGCCGCCCAGGAUCACCCUGUGCCUGUGUGUUGCCAAUAAAAGUUGGACUUCGCCUAAGCAUUGCAUUGUUCACAUUCUUUCCCUUGGUCUUUGAAUUUGCUCAAGAAAUUGCAUUUGGUACAUUUAUGGAUCAAAGUCAGGUGCGCAUCAUGGGAGCAAAUGCUGCCAGUGAGGAGCCUGAUAAGACAGAUGUCCUCAUUGAUUCGCUACCACUUGGAGACAUAUUUGAGAACAGCACAGUGUUCUUAGUUUAUGAAAGGUUCUGGCACAAGCAGGUGUUCAUAAACUCAUCUUAUUUUGGGGACUAUGAAGUACUGUAUGUCCACUAUCCAGGUCUUCCUCCAUCACCACCCACAGCACCUGGAAACAUAAAUAUUAAUGAUGGAUCAUAUGGCAAUGACAAUAAUCCUAGGACAAUACAUCCACUUGCGGUUGAUGUGAGAAGGCAAAAAGAAAAGCAAAAUCACAGCUUAGUAGCUGUCCUAGCUAUCUCUGCUGUUAUAGCUUUCAUCUUAUGUGUUGGAGCAGUAUGGCUUUUGUUACUGAAAUGCAGAGCUGGUUCUCAUCUUCCACAAACUCCACAGGCUUUAACACGCCCACUCGCAAAGGCAUCAGGUAUUGGCCCCACUAUGCUUGGAAGCAAGCAAACAUCAGCAUCAGCGUCCUUCAGCUCUAGCAUGCGAACAUAUGCAGGAUCAGUUAAAACAUUUAGCCUAUCUGAGAUGGAAAAGGCGACAAACAAGUUUGACAGCUUGAAAAUAAUCGGUGAAGGUGGUUUUGGACGUGUUUAUGAAGGUACUCUGGAAGAUGGCACAAGGGUGGCCAUAAAGGUUCUUAAGAGAGAUGACCAAGAAGGUAACCGAGAAUUCUUAGCCGAGGUUGAGAUGCUGAGCCGAUUGCAUCAUAGGAAUUUAAUUAAGUUGAUUGGUAUAUGCACCGAGGAACACAACUGUCUGGUAUAUGAACUUGUACCAUCUGGCAGCGUAGAAUCUCAUCUACAUGGUGCCGACAAGGAAACUACUCCGCUUAAUUGGAAUACGAGGCUGAAGAUUGCACUUGGUGCAGCUCGAGGUCUUGCCUAUCUGCAUGAAGAUUCAAGCCCUCGUGUUAUACAUCGUGAUUUCAAGUCGAGCAACAUCUUACUGGAAGAUGACUUCACCCCCAAAGUGUCUGAUUUUGGCCUAGCAAGAACAGCUAUGGGAGAGGGAAAUGAGUACAUAUCCACACGUGUUAUGGGAACUUUUGGCUAUGUAGCACCUGAAUAUGCCAUGACCGGGCAUCUUCUUGUUAAGAGUGAUGUCUACAGCUAUGGGGUUGUUCUUCUGGAGCUCCUUACAGGAAGGAAACCAGUAGACAUGUUACGACCUCCUGGGCAAGAAAAUCUAGUCACAUGGGCUCGCCCGCUCCUUACAAGUAGGGAUGGAUUAGAAUCAAUAAUAGAUCCAUCUCUUGGCAAUGACAUUCCAUUUGACAGUUUGGCGAAGGUAGGAGCAAUUGCUUCAAUGUGUGUGCAGCCCGAAGUGGACCAACGUCCUUUCAUGGGUGAAGUAGUACAAGCCUUGAAAUUAGUAUACAACGAGGGAGAUGACUGCAGAGUAUCGGGAAACUUUAGCCCGGAGGAGACAUCCACACUAGACAAGGAGCCAAGUAUCAGCGGAGGGUGGGACUUGGGGUCAGGUAGAGUGCUCUCAGAAUCUGUGAUACUUAAUGUAUCAGCAAGAUUUACGAGGGAUGCGUCUGGUUCUUUUCAUCAGUAUUCCAGCUCAGGCCCUCUGAGACCAGGUAGCAGCCAGCAGUUUUGGCAUCGAGUGAGAGGCUUGACAUCAGGAAGCGCAAGUGAGCAUGGAACUUUUGACAAAGGAUUGGAGGCUGGUGACCAGUGGGUGUAGAGUGUUGCUUAUUCAUCUUGUCCAGGGUGAUCCACUGAUGCAGCUAGCAUUGCAGUUCCAGCCGUGGCAAGGUAUGGCGAUCGAUCGAUGAAACUUGCGGCUCAAAUAAACGAUUGGAAAUCAGGUUGUUGUUGUACAUGUUCUUGAACUGUGAAAUCAUAUAUUAGGAUGAUAAGAGGGGCAUUACUUCAGCUGCAUUUUAGGAAGCAGCAAUCGUCUCGACUGGUGUUGCACUCUUGUUCAGUGCUCAAUGUCGAUGUACAUCACAAAUAGAGCUUUCGUUUUGCCAAUAUGAGAGCAGUCUUUUUUCUUUCUUCUGCUUAUUGGUUCUUUCAACAAAAUGUCACUUGUAGUUUCCAGAUUACUAAGUUUCUUGAACUGCUGUGUCCUGUAUCUCCUACAAAAUAAUGUAGUCAAAUAUUUUAGAGAACUUGAA